Messenger RNA from Eucalyptus grandis, 675 nucleotides. RefSeq names its product ankyrin repeat-containing protein NPR4-like. The record is from RefSeq and is a predicted model, not a curated record. The transcript is spliced from 2 exons. Lineage: Eukaryota; Viridiplantae; Streptophyta; Magnoliopsida; Myrtales; Myrtaceae. Bases 61 to 675 code for a protein of 204 amino acids.
UUCAAUAGUUUGAGGUCGGUUCACUAUAUUUGUUUGCCACUCUUUAAUUUAUUUACAUUCAUGUUAAUAGACGUCCUUAAUUUUCUGAAGGUACUGGAAAAUAGGAGCUCUCCUAAAAUUGAAAGUCUAAAAUUCAAGGUGAAGAAAGAUGAGAGAAACCCUUCUUCUGAAAGUCUGAAAUGGGAGCAAACAAACGAAAGGAGAGGGAAAACAUAUUGGGAAGUCUUUGUAGAACAGCGCAAAGGUUUGCUAAAAGAGGCAGGACAAUGGAUGAAGGAUACAUCAUCAUCUUGUAGCUUUGUAGCGACUCUCAUCACUACAGUAGCUUUUGCUGCAGCUUUUACUGUUCCUGGAGGCAAUGACAACAAUACAGGGCUUCCGAUCUUUUUGAAGAAGACCUCAUUCAUGGUAUUCGUGAUUGCGGACGCUCUAGCUCUCUUCUCCUCUAUCACUGCCACCUUGAUGUUCUUGGCUAUCCUAACUACACGCUAUAACCCAAAAGAUUUCCUCCGCUCACUACCAAGAAAAAUGAUAUUAGGCCUCACCUUUCUCUUUCUCUCUUUGGCCUUCAUGCUCGUGGCGUUUGGCUCUACUCUUAUGAUCGUCCUAAGCGAACGAUGGAAGUGGUUCAUCCAUAGAAAUUCUCUAUCUUGCAGAAGAUGGCCGCCCAAGUAG